CGAAGCUCGAGGAGAGAGGUUGUGUUGUUGUAGAUGAUACGCGGUUUGUAUGUGUCCUUCCGCGUGAUUAGUGUACUGCAGAGUGCACCGUAUUUGCCGCGCGACAAUUCUACAAGCAUUGCAAUAACAAAACAUCCAGCUGGUUUUAAGAAUAGUUUUGCUUUCAGGAAGUAAAUAAACACAAGUACAGGAAAACUUUUUUAUGUUUUCUAUAGGGACGGAAGAGUUCCUUAUGUAAAUUGGGUUGUAAGAACCGAGAAAUGUACUAAGCGUACAGGAAUAUUAUUUACGGAUGUGUGUUACGUAAAUCGAACAGAGCUGAAAAUUUAAAUAAUUUGUCAGACUCCAGUGUUGUGACUCAUUAUGAUAUAAAGACGUUCAUUGUUGAUAAACCACAUGAUUUAUCGCAAUACAUUUUAGAGUGUAAGAAUUUCACAAUCGCAGCGAUAAUUUGAAGAUUCUUGUGAUAAUGCUUUGAAAUGAACCUACUUUGAGAACACCAGCUGUAAUUGUAGUAUCUGUUCACCCUUCUAAAGUCUUCGCGAGUCAAUGAAUUAGGUUUUUCACUAUGUAAUUGCGUUGUCAUUUCACUUACCGGUAAUAAAUCGUACGCAACAAUCAACUGUAUAAAUGCAGACCAAGACAAUUUAUAAUGUAUGAGCUUAAAGGCGGAGGGUCCUUAAUCAUCGAGGCAGAAGAAACGAUUUAAUGGGAAGGAGAAUGAGAUACACGCGUAGCCAGUAGAGGAGCGUCACUAAGCCUUUCAAAAUGCCACGGGAGGGACUCCGUGUGUUGAGCCCAGAGGAACAGCUCAAAUGGCUGAAAGCGAAGGAGGAAACCUGUUCCAGGAAUGUCUCAAGAAAUCCCUCCGCGUCCGCAGGUGUUGGGAUGUUCUGCCCUCAAGUGUGGGACGGGAUCAUGUGUUGGCCCCCAACUUCAUCGGGGAAGACCCACGAGCAGCGCUGUGCGGACUACAUCGCUGGCUUCGAUAACCAGGCGAACGCGUCCAAGUUGUGUCUCUCGAGAGGCGAGUGGUUCAGGGACGAGAAUAACAAGACGUGGACCAACUACAGCAGCUGUUUCAACGAACUGACCAUCACAGUCCCCGUCAACUUCAGCGACCUUGAUAAUAAUCCUCUCAUCUCAGGGUACUUCCCCGCCCUGAAGACAAUCGCCCAAGUGGGGUACGCCGUGUCACUCUCCACGUUGGUCAUCGCGUUCUGCAUGUUGGCCUCGAUAAAGAAGCUGCGCUGUCCUCGCAACAUGCUACACCUUCAUCUGUUCGUGUCGUUCAUAAUGCGCGCCUUCAUGGCGCUUUUGAAGGACGUUCUAUUCGUUAGCGGCGUCGGCUUACGUAUGGACGUCAUAGAAAAGGAUGGGUCAUCCUACUUCUACGAUCAGGACAAUUGGCUAUGCAAGACAGUGACGAGUGUGUGGCAAUAUUGCAUCAUGGCGAACUACUCCUGGAUCCUUAUGGAGGGGCUGUACCUCCACAAUCUCAUCUUCAUGGCCCUCUUCUCUGACACCAGCGCCAUUAGUAUGUACGUGCUGCUCGGCUGGGGGUUGCCAGCCCUGUUUGUGCUGCCAUGGGUAGUAGGGCGUGCCCUGCUCGAGGACACAUUAUGUUGGACCACUAACUCUAGUGAACUGCUGUUUCUCCUUAUACGAGGACCCACAACAUUCUCCAUACUCUUGAACUUUAUGCUGUUUGUGAACAUUGUCCGUGUGCUGCUCCUCAAGCUCAGGGCCUCGGUGUGUGAUGAAACCAGGACCUACAGGUGGGGACGAUGGGCAAAGUCUACACUAGUGCUGGUCCCUCUGUUUGGGGUACACUACACGGUGUUCCUGGGGAUGAGCUACAGUAUCGGCGUGCAUCCAGGCGUUGAGAUAGCCUGGCUGUUCUGCGACCAGCUGUUUGCUUCCUUCCAGGGUUUCUUUGUGGCGGUCCUAUACUGUUUCCUGAAUGGCGAGGUUCAAGCCGAACUGAAGCGCCAUUGGCUGCAUUGUGGAAACCUUAGGGGUUAUUUCCGCAGCCCACUCCGCCCUGGACACUGUUACUCCAACACUGACUGCACCUCGCUCAGCAUGGGCCCUGUCGGAGGAAGCAGAAAGUUGCGUCAUGGCAGCAAUCAUCUCUGUACAUCCUUUGUAGACCACAAUGCUGAGGCACACUAUACCAGUGCCCCUAACGCAUCUGAAGCAACUGCCGCACUGGGAUCGAACAGCAGGUGGUAUAACUCAGAGUGCAACAUGUCUGGAUCCCACAUUGAGAUGGGACGUCUCAACGCAUGUUAAAAAGCUACUCGCAUACUGGACAUACUCCACCAUCAUUGCUCAAGUCGGCAAGUGAAAUUGAAUAUUAUUCUCUAAGUAGUGUGAUUGCCGUUAAAAAUUCAGUGGAAAUCUUGUUUGUUGCAUUAUUAUUCGCAAAUUACACGCGCUUUCAUAGCGACAUUAAGCUCGAAAUGCCAGCAGGAAGACCGAGAUCAAGAAAUGUCAAGUGAAAAUGUUAAUUGCGCAAUUGACAGUACAAGGAAACAUGCGGAUUCAGCAACUUGAAAAGUGGAAACAAUAAAAUGUGAAAUGAGAAAAGCAGGUAAUAUUAAAUAAAAUCACCCAGCACAUUUCAACAUGAAUUGUUCGUGACUUUGAUUAGCGUGUGAUCAGGAAAGUAAUUUAUAAUUUUUAUACAGGGAGAAAAGAAUUUCCGUUAUUAAAUAAAUUAUCAGUAAUCUUGAAA
This is a messenger RNA of Zootermopsis nevadensis, 2740 nucleotides long. Its product is annotated as secretin receptor. Gene Ontology annotation, molecular function: G protein-coupled peptide receptor activity; peptide hormone binding. Gene Ontology annotation, cellular component: plasma membrane. Gene Ontology annotation, biological process: cell surface receptor signaling pathway; adenylate cyclase-modulating G protein-coupled receptor signaling pathway. Lineage: Eukaryota; Metazoa; Arthropoda; Insecta; Blattodea; Termopsidae. The record is from RefSeq and is a predicted model, not a curated record.